GCUCGCGUUCAAUGCGCAUGCGCAGGAGCAUAACGGAUGCUGCGUCAGUGUGGGAUGCCGACCGGUUUUAGAAAGCAGUGGUGGUUUGUUCCGCUAAGAACAGGGAUCGCGGUGAUGUGCGCGGGGCCGAUGACCGCGGCAGCUGCUCGUCACGUAGGGCACGUUGCGGAUUGGAAAUGAUGAAACAUCAGGAAACGACAGCUCACAGGAGAUCCCCGCCUCCCCACAUCCACGGCCGCUGAAGGACCGACGCGUUUCCCUAAUUUCUAACAAAACACGGAAGACUGAGAGCAGUUGGACUACAGUAGCUGAUAAGCCGAGAAGAGACACCCAGAGAGGUCAUGAUGAUGAAGAAGCUGGUGGUCUUCCUCCUCCUCCUCGUCCUCCAGGUGCCCGGAGUUGCGCACGGCAGGUGUUUCUGUCAGGUGACGGGCGAACUGGACGACUGUGCCUGCGACGUCGAGACCAUUGACGGUUUCAACAACGAGCAGCUUUUCCCCAAACUUCAAACUCUGCUGGAGUCCGACUACUUCAGGUUCUACAAGGUGAACCUGAACAAACCGUGUCCGUUCUGGACGGCCGGCAGUCACUGUGGUCUGAGAGACUGUGCCGUGAAGCCCUGCUCACCGAACGAGGUUCCUGAGGGAAUCCGAUCGUCUCCUCAUCACAAGUAUUCAGCGGCGGCCAACGAGGAGCAGCUGGUCGCGUGUGAGAAGGAGAAACAUCUCGGCGCCGUAGACGUCUCUCUGAGCCAGGAGACCCGAGAGGCUUUGUUGGACUGGAGCAAACACGACGACGAGGCCGAGCGCUUCUGCGUGGUCGACGACGAGGAGUCGCCGGACUCGCAGUACGUAGACCUGCUGCUGAACCCGGAGCGCUACACAGGCUACAAAGGUCCAGAGGCGUGGCGGAUCUGGACCAGCAUCUAUGAGGAGAACUGCUUCAAACUGUUCACCAUCGAGCGGCCGCUCAUUCCUGACUCCUACCAGGGCGGCUCAGGAAGUGAAGCGCGACUCUUCUACAGCUGGCUGGAAGGUCAGUGCGUGGAGAAGAGGGCCUUCUACCGCCUCAUCUCCGGACUCCACGCCAGCAUCAACGUGCAUCUGAGCGCGCAGUACCUCCUGGAUGACAGUUGGUAUCAGAGGAAGUGGGGUCACAACAUAUCCGAGUUCAGGCGGCGCUUCGACUCGGAUCUGACGGCCGGCGAGGGCCCCAAGAGGCUCCGCAACCUCUACUUCCUGUACCUGAUAGAGCUGAGGGCUUUAGCCAAAGUGCUGCCCUUCUUCAAGCAGUCGUCCUUCCAGCUGUACACGGGCCGCCCGGAGGAGGACCACAAGCACAAAGAGCUGCUUCUGGACAUCCUGCAGCUGGCCAGAUCGUUUCCGCUGCACUUUGAUGAGACCUCCCUGUUUGCCGGAGACGAUAAAGAAGCGGCCAAACUGAAGGAGGACAUCCGGCUGGCGUUUCUCAACAUCUCAAAGAUCAUGGACUGCGUCGGCUGCUUCAAAUGUCGUCUCUGGGGAAAACUACAGACUCAGGGGUUGGGCACGGCGCUGAAGAUCCUGUUUUCUGAGCGGCAGAUCGAGGCGCUGCCGCAGUCCAGAGAGCGACGGCCCAGUUUCCAGCUCAGCCGGCAGGAGGUCGUCUCCCUCCUCAACGCCUUCGGGAGGAUCUCCACCAGCAUCAAAGAGCUGAAGACCUUCAGGUCGCUGCUGGCGGAGGAGCGAUGACGGACCGCCGCCGUCCUGCUGCAACCAGACUGCUGUCUAAGCUUUAGCUUCACAAGACUCUGCUGCCAUCAAUAGGAAAUCUUCUUUUUUUUCUGUAAAGAUCUAUCUUAUUUAUGUUGAAUUUAAAUAAAUUUAGAGAUUUAUAUGACAUUUCAA
Molecule: messenger RNA, 1886 nt
Organism: Fundulus heteroclitus (mummichog)
Lineage: Eukaryota; Metazoa; Chordata; Actinopteri; Cyprinodontiformes; Fundulidae
Gene: ero1a
Product: endoplasmic reticulum oxidoreductase 1 alpha
Exons: 16
Coding region: 342-1730 (462 amino acids)
Biological process (GO): protein folding in endoplasmic reticulum
Cellular component (GO): endoplasmic reticulum; endoplasmic reticulum membrane
Molecular function (GO): FAD binding; thiol oxidase activity; protein-disulfide reductase activity
Source: RefSeq, a predicted model, not a curated record